Molecule: messenger RNA, 6251 nt
Organism: Rhincodon typus (whale shark)
Lineage: Eukaryota; Metazoa; Chordata; Chondrichthyes; Orectolobiformes; Rhincodontidae
Product: SPHK1 interactor, AKAP domain containing
Exons: 12
Coding region: 77-5278 (1733 amino acids)
Cellular component (GO): cytoplasm
Molecular function (GO): protein kinase A binding
Source: RefSeq, a predicted model, not a curated record
CUGUGAUUUUCUGUGCUUGUUUCUCUGGUGAGAGACCACGGCUGGAGUCAGUGCAUUUUCAGAAAUUCAGCGAGUGAUGGAUCGCAGUAGCUUGCUUUCUGUAUCAGGUGACUUUGAAUUGUCCCAAAUGCGUCAACCCUCGGAGGACUCUGAAAAAAUCCCAGGCAGUGAAACAGAGAGAUCUACAUGCACUACAGGGAGCUCCAUCACAGCAUGUAAAAAGGUCCUGUGCAGCAACAGUUUAUUGGACUCGACGGAAUAUUGGUUACGGAAUGAGAAGAAACUUUGUCAGGUUGGGUUCUUGGAAGAUAAAGCACGAAAUAGACGCCCAACGAUCUGUUUUGUAAAUCUUGAUGGAGUGGAUGGGAAGAGCAAUAGUAAAGAAUUCCAACAGAAAUUAGUUACGGUGUCCCCUGACCUUCCAUACCUCAUCAAUUCUUUAAAUGUCUGUCAAAUGAAAGAUAAUGAACUCAUCCUUGUGAGUGGAUUGAUUUCUCCAGGAAGCUGUUAUGACAAUUCAGAUGAUUCCCAGGGUCUUCAUUCCAAUCAUUUAGAAGAUGAAUGUUUCCCUCAUCCCCCACAGUGGGACAGACCACCUGAUGUUUGUUUAGUUCGAUCAGCCAGAAGGUGCCAGAAGAAUGACAUAGCCUGUGUCAUUUAUGAAAUAAAUAAAUGUAUGAUUGGCUUGGACUAUGUUAAAAAAAAGAAAAUACACCUUCAGCACACCAGCAAUUGCAAGUCAGGUGAUGACACCAAUUGUUCUGUAUCAUCCAUCGAAGAAGACUUUCUCACUGCCCCUGAGCACUUUGAUGAUGAGGAGGAUGAAACUCACAAUGUCUUAAGUGAUACUGUGAAUAUUACUGGUUCAGACCCCACAACAGGUACCAAAAAACCUAAAGCAAAGACUAAGAGUCUCUUGCAGAUGAGACAGAACAAAGGGAAUGUAUUUCUUCAAAGGACAUUUAAUCCAAAGGAUACAUCAGUGUCCGAGCAUACAAGUGAAGUGAGCUCUGAAAACACUGAACAGUUCCUUUACUGUGAAACCAAAUAUGAUACUGUAGACGGAGGCAUAGGAAGGCAGAAUCCAGAUGAAAAAUCUCAGAAAGGAACAUUCAUCUUAAAAUCAUUUCCAGACAAUAUCUCUAUGAAACAUGGUCUGGAGGAAGAGCACAAGUCUUGCAUAAUUGAAUGCUUUAAUGAGGAUCUUCAAAACAACUCCCUCGCAUCAUUUGUGGAUACACAGGACACUGAAGAUAAACUUAGUGUCUCUUCAUCAACAGAGGAGAAUCCAAAUGUGGAGGGUGAAUAUGCCUCAAACUUAGCAGAGUCUGUCUUACAAGAUGCCUUCAUUAGACUAUCCCAGUCAGAAUGUACUUUUACCACAGAGGCUGCUGUUAGCAUCUCUGCAGAAAACAAUGAUACCCUUUCAACCGGCAAUCUCAAAGCAGAAACAACAACCCCUCCUUGUCCAUGGAAUGUUCUUCCUAAAAUCGUUAUUGUACAAAGUCCAGACAACUGUGAGAACACUCCAGAAUGGCAAGAACAGUUUAGUCCAACAAUGGCGUCAGACCUGGACUCAAGUCCCUUGAGUGAAUCUCCAUCCUGUGUACAGGAAUGUGUGAUGGACCAUAAGAAUUCUGAGACAAGUGAAUUGCCUCCCAGUUCUGUGGAGAUAGCACUAGUCUGUGCAGCCAGUGUUGUAGGAACUGUUUCAAGCCCUUAUGUUGCUGAGAGUCUACAAUUAGACCAAGCCUUGUAUGAUACAGACAAUCCAUCCUGUGAAAGGAAUGAAAAAAGAAUAUUACUAAAUGACUGUAGAUGUGAUGAAAUGCAAUUCUCAUUCUCUUCAGCACUCUAUGGUGUGACCCAGGUGGCCAGUGCUAUAGGUAUUGCAGGUGGGCUAACUGAUGAACAAGACAACAGUUUUUCUGCUACUUCAAGUGGUCUUCUUUCUGCAGCUGAGACUUCUGCUGCAGUUACUCUCCGGAGCAGUGUGAGUGUUGGAAGCUGUGUCGAAACGUUUGCUUCUAACAUUGCUGAGGUAUUGCUCAAAGAAGCAGCCACUGUUCUUGCAAAACCAGACCACUAUAAAAGUGUUGGCGAGCUCAUGGAAUCCAUGGGCAAGAAGUUAAUUGGAACAGUGACAAAUCCAAAAGUCUCUCACUGGGAGGAAUUGUCAAAGGAUGACUUUACCCAUAAUAUAUCAGAUUUAAUUCUGAAGCAUUCUUUCCAAGAAGCAAAUGAAAAAGUAGGAUUAACAAAUCCGGUGAAAGAAAAUCAUUCAGAUGGGAAUCCAACCAGCAUGUUUAUUGAGACUGCAAAUAAAUCUCUCUUCAGCAUAAUAUACUCCACUUGUAGAAAAAUCAAGGACAUUGUAAGGAACAAUGAUGUUUCCAUGAUCUUUCAAGAAGAUGAAGCCAACAACUGGAAGGUUUUGGAAAAUACUAUCAAACAGAAGGAUGGGAUUACACAGAAUUAUUUUAACAAUGACAGUUUUGAAGACUUUGGUCAACCCAACACCACUGUUUCUGUCCAAGAGAGCCUAAUAGACUCUGCAAUCUCAAAUAAAAAUGUAUUUGAGGAAUCGGACUUUUCGCAACAAGUUAAUCUGAGCUCAGUGUGGCUUUCCAGUAGACGAGGUAGUGACUGUGCAAAUAACACACACAAAUUGACCGACCAACAGAUAUCAAAGAUUGUCAGUGCUGCCAUUACCAAUUAUGUAACACCACAACACCAACAGAAAACAUAUGACAAAGAUGCAAGUUCAUGUUCCUCUGUUGGCGCUUAUGAGCCAGAUAUGGGAUGUAGUGGUGCCAUGCCAGCACAAACAUGUGGUUAUAGUAAUGCGCUCGCAGAAACCAGAGAAUUACAGAGAACCAAAUCUCAGCCAGAGCGAGAACAGAACUUACUUUUGAUAAAUGCACAAAAUGCCUUAAGCCUACCUAAUUCUUCAACCCAUGUUAUGCAAUCAACAGAAGCAAACUUUUCAAUAAAUGGAUUUGCUGACCAGAUUGCGAAAACAGUUGUUUCCAUGGCGACAGAGAUGGCAGCCAUUUGUCUUGAAAAUACAAAUGCUAAGCAGCCAUGGUUCUGUCCAUGGAAAAGAAGACUUGGAGAUCCUGAAAGUUUCAUGAUUCCACAGUCAUCCUCAUCCAGGGUAGUUAUGAGGAGUAAAGAAUCCCAAACCAUGUCUCCAGUUAGCAAAAGACUUAAGCCGCCCAGACUUAGUGAGAUUAAAAGAAAAACACAAGAACAGCCUGAGCUGAAGGAAAAGCUAAUGAACAGAGUGGUUGAUGAAUCGUUGAACUUUGAUGAUGCCUUGGAGCCAAUAAACAACUUUGCCAAUGAGGUGGCAGGAAAAAUAGUAAACUCGGCAGAACUAGCCAUGGUUGAUUCUGUGAAGCAAGGUCUGGGCCUGACUAGAAAUAGGUUACUAUGUGAGAGGUGGAACAGGGGCAAGGCCUCCAGUUAUGAGAGCAUUCCAGAAGAGGAUGCAGAUUCCAACGGUUCAUGGGCUGCCCUGGGUACCAUGGCUAAACUUGGCCAGCCAAUAAGCAGGGCCAGUUCCAUCUCCAAGCAGUCAAGCUGUGAGAGUAUCACCGACGAAUUUUCCAACUUUAUGGUGAGUCAAAUGGAAAAUGAAGGAUGGGGAUUUGAUUUACUGCUGGAUUACUAUGCUGGCAAGCACGCCAGCAACAUCUUAAACGCGGCACUCCAACAGGUGUGCAAAAAGAACGGGCAUCUUAGCGUCAGUGCAUCCUGUCUUUCGAAACAAUCUAGCACAGAGAGCAUUACGGAGGAGUUCUAUAGAUACAUGCUGCAGGAACUGGAUAAAGAAAGCAAAGAAAAUAAAACCAACAAGGAAUUGCUAGUGCCAUCUGCUAGAACAAUCAUGUGUUUCAGGCAGUCAUCAAUGCCAGACAGACGAACAUCAGAGGAGAGAUUAACAGUAACUCCUCCAAUGAAAGCAAAUUCCUUUGAUGGCUUUGCCCAAAAUGACCACAGAAAUACGUUAGAUAUACGUAUGGGAUACACGGCAUUGUCCACUAAUCUCUAUAAAUCUCUAACAGACUCUUGUUUGUAUCAGAAGUGUAAAACUGACCAUAUGACAGAUAUGCUGAUAAAUGAAACUUGGUCAAAUUCUAUUGAGGCUCUAAUGCGAAAGAAUAAAAUCAUCUGUGAUGACACUGACAAUCAGAAUGCUGAUCAGCUGCCCAGCGGAGACCAGCCACAUGUUGAAAGAUAUGCCACUGGAAUAGUUUCAGAUCCUGUUAGAUGUGGCAAGUUAUCUGUCAGUGGUCAGCAGGACUCCAUUGAAUAUGCAUCCCAUGACUCUGGAACAAAAAACAAAAAAUGUGAGGCACCCAUCCAACACAAACUGGAGAAAGCAAAAGUAGCAAAUGAAAAGAUGUGUUUCACAUCAAAUGAUUGGGCAACAGUGAAGAGAAAGCAGUUGUCCCACUGUGCGAGGGAAGUCCCUUUAAUUCAUAUAGAGGAUGAUCAAAGAGAAGAUGUCAAAGAAUGCCUUCAAGCAAAGACAACCAGUGAUAGCAAGGUAUUGGCUGAAAAGAGGCCACUAGAAAGGAAGCUUACAGAAGUUGAUGGUGAAUGGCAUACUGAGUCUAGUUCAAUAACAACUAGCAGCAUUCUAAAGAAUUCCAUACCAGCGACAACGGAGAAGGUCGGAGCUGAUGAGCUUCCAUGCAGUUUCAGCACCAGCGAUGAUAGCAUGGGGAGCUGGUCACAGCUCGUUAAUGAAGAAGAUCAUGCAGAAGACAGCAGUAGCUAUCUUCAUCUUAGUGAAAGCAAUGGGAACAGCAGUGCUUCGAGUAGUCUUGGCUUAGUGGAUCUGGAUACCUAUCAGGAAAGCCUUUCAUCACGUGCUUUACCCAGUGAAAUCGUAAGUGGAAAGGAGUCAGUGAAAGACAAUACGGAGCAUUUGGAUGAAAGCACAUCUCAGUUAUCAAUGGAAGCAGUCAGUUGCCACAGGGAGUUUCUUGUGCUGAAUUUUGACGUGAGCCCUGAAUGUGUUGACUCAGAAUUGCGAGCAAUCUUGCAGUGGAUAGCUGCUUCUGAACUUGGUUUUCCAGUGAUUUACUUCAAAAAAUCCAAGGAAAAGAAGAUUCAAAAGUUUUUAGAUGUUGUCCAGUCUGCUCACAAGAAAGCUUGGAAGCUCAAAGAUCUGUUUCUUGCAAUUCUGCAGUAUUGUAAAGUGCAGGAGGAGGCAGGAAGCCUUUCCACAACAAGUCUGUUUGACUGGCUUCUUGAAUUUAGCUAAAGGUUAAUUUUCAAUUUUGACUUUGUAAAUAAACAAGUAUAAUAGUCAAUUUUUGGAGUAGGUUCUUAUGAUUAUUUUCAGGCCAGUUUGUGUUCUCCUUGAAGUGACUAAUCAUACAUCAUGUAAACAUGGGGAAAACCAAGCAGUACUGUACACAACAUGUGAAAGCUAUCAAUUUAUGGAGGUCAGUCAGAAACAAUUUUCUAUUUAUACUCAAGAUAUGGUGUUUCUAUCAUUGACAGAUUUGAUAUAUCUAUGAUUAUAAUGGAUAAAUAUCCUCUUAUAUUGCCAAAGCAGUACCCAUGCUUUGCAGUGUACGCACACUGAUAUAAACAAAACACACUGUACAAAGUUGAAAAAAUUGCUAACUUUUAUCUGAUGUGUACUGUACAUGUGAAGAAGCUGACACUGACAUGCAGAAGCCAUAAUGUAUCAGACAGCAACAACUGUCAGCUUUUACCAAGUGUGUAUUGUACAUGUAUAUUUGUGUGGCAUGUUUUAAAGCAGAUUUGGAUAGUGUUUUUUAAAAAUAUUUUUGCAAUCAUAUGAAAAUUAUGUAAUGUAGGUACAGUGAGCAUGUAUGUCUACACAAACAACCUUUAAGUUCCUGUAUAGAUCAAGUUAAUCACAACUGCAACAAUAAUUUUGAUGUACUGAGAUUGCUUAUCUGUUUAAAUGAUUAUGUAAUAUUAGGUCAGAGAUCAGAAUGUAAGACUGAAACAUGCAGCUUCUCCAAACCAAAAUCUUUGCAAAGUGCUGCCACUCAGAGAUAUAACUACUGUAUGAAUUCCUGCCAGCUUCAUUACAGGGACCAUUUUGUCUGGCAACACAAACAAAUAAGUGGGAAUCAAACCACUUGGAAACUACGCACUGUGGUCAAUACAUUGGUAUUUAAAAAGUCUGUACUAAUUUUUGAAAAUAACUCAGUCACAUGUCUAAAACUAUCAAAUCUGACAUUUAAAGAAAGACUUGU